AUGAGUGCUAUCUAUAAGCUUUCUAUACAGGGUAUACGGUCCUUCGAUUCCAAUGACCGGGAGACCAUCGAGUUCGGGAAGCCCUUGACGCUGAUCGUUGGUAUGAACGGAUCUGGUAAGACGACUAUUAUAGAGUGUCUCAAGUAUGCGACAACGGGUGAUCUGCCCCCAAAUAGUAAAGGUGGUGUUUUUGUGCAUGAUCCCAAGAUUACGGGUGAGAAAGAUGUCAGAGCCCAGGUGAAACUGGCGUUUACCAGCACAAACGGGCUAAGCAUGAUUGUUACAAGGAAUAUUCAAUUGCUGGCGAAGAAGACGACGACCACAUUUAAGACUUUAGAAGGUCAAUUGGUUGCCAUAAAUAAAAGUGGUGAAAGAACAACUUUAAGUACCAGAUCUGUGGAUUUAGAUUCCCACGUACCUUUAUACCUCGGCGUUCCAAAGGCAAUUCUGGAAUACGUAAUAUUUUGUCACCAAGAGGAUAGUCUAUGGCCACUGAGUGAACCUUCAAACCUAAAGAAGAAGUUCGAUGAAAUUUUCCAAGCAAUGAAAUUUACAAAGGCAAUCGACAACUUGAAAGCAAUCAAAAAAGAGAUGGCUGUUAAUAUUAAGCUGUUAACACAAUCUGUUGAACACCUUAGAAUUGACAGGGACAGGUCUAGGGCUACAAAAAUGAAGGUAAAGCAGUUGAAUGAAAAAAUAAAUGACUAUCAAUCUCAAGUAGAUGACGUUGAACAAGAACUGGAAUCAAUUAACGGUAGCCUUGACUCUUUAUUUAAAUCAAACCAAAAUUUCCAAAGCGUUUUAUCAAGAAUUGAAACAUUAAAUGCUUCAAUAUCUGCUGCUUCAACUCAGAUUGAAAGGCUCUCGAAUUCAAUAGAAAAAUUGGAUAUGCCAAAGGUAGACCUAGAAAACCUGCUCAAGAACUUCUCUGAAUCAAUUGAACAAAAGGAACUGGAUGUUAAAAGGCUAGAAUCAAAAAUUGCUUCAGACCGUCAAAAAUUGGAGAACUGCCAGAAACAAUCAAAUAGACUUAUGCUACAGCAGGGUGAACUGACUGCCAAAAAGCUACAGAAUGAAAACACAUUGAAAUCUUUUCAAGAUACUAUAAGACAGAUUAAAGAUGAACAUAAGCUAGAUUUGAAUGCAGAAGAACCACCACAGCGAAAUGUAGAUCAUAUUUUAAAAAAGAAAGCUGAUAUGGAAUCUUCUGUAAAUGAAGCCAUAUCCAAAUUAGAAGAAACAAAAAUGAACCUUAAAGAAAAGUCUGACAGUAUAAGGAAUUCUAUUAAUCUUGAAGAACAAAAACUGUCUUACUAUGAAAGCGAUAUAAAGCAACUUGCCACCAAAUUAGAUCAAAAGCAAAAGCAAAUAAGUUCAAUACCGGCAGACAUCGAAGAACAAUUGAAGGCCAAAAAGGCAGUAUGGUCCAAAUUAAGUAAGGAACUACAAGAGUUUGAAAAAGAAAAUAACAUUACUGACAUAAACAAUCAGAUAAAAUCAAAUAAUGAGGAGCUUUCAAAAUCUGAACUGCUGGCGCAACAGAUCGAAACAGACUUACAGAAUUACUCUAAAAAGAGUGAAUUAUCAACAAAACUAUCUGUUCUAAUUGAAAAUAUGGAUGAAAAACAAAAUGAAAUAAACAAAAUAACUACUGCUUUACUAAAUGAUACCAUGAUCAAAGAAUGGGGUCUUGACGAUGUCAAGCAAUUGUCCUUCGAAUUUAAGACACACUAUAUUGCUCUUCAGAAAAAUAUUGCAACCAAUUUAAAAGCAUUUAAUGAAAUCAGUAAGAGCCAAACCGAAUUGGAGUAUGAACUGAAUACUUGUAAAGGAAAAGUCAAUAAUCUUCAACAUAAAAAAGAAAAAUUGAUUUUAAACAUUAAUAGCGUUCUACCAGAAGACUGUUCAAUCGAAGAUUAUGAUGAUGUUCUCCUGGAAACGGAGGUCUCCUAUAAGACUGCAUUGGAAAAUUUAAAGAUGCAUCAAACAACACUAGAGUUUAAUCGUAAAGCUCUCGAGGUUGCAAUCAACAAUGACUGUUGUUAUUUGUGCUCGAGAAGCUUUGAGAACACUGAAUUCAGAAGCAAAAUACUUAAAGAACUGAAAGAAAAAACUGAUACCAAGUUUGAGGAGUCACUGAAAACAACGCUUGAAGAUGAAAAGGAAUACUUAAACAACCUGAGAUUGGCUGAGAAAGACAUUUAUAAUCUAAAUUCAAUUAGUUCUGAGUCGAAAGCACUGCAAGAUAGAAUUAGCCAACUAUCAAAAGAAUUAGAUAAUAAGAAAUCUGAAGUCGCCGAAGCAAAUACAACCAUCGAGAAGCUAAAGGAAAAACGAGAUCAUUGUGAUAAUUAUAUUAAACCAAAAAUGGACAAAAUAGACUAUCUACAGAAAGAAAUUUACAACCACGAAGAAGAGAAGAACUCGUUGAAUGAUGUGAUUCGUAGUUCUGCCGAAAAUGGGGACAGUGUGACAAUGGAACAGUUACAAGAUAACCAAAAAUCCACACGAGAGCUUAUAUGGAAAAUUAGAAGUGAAAUCGAAUCGUUGCAAGAACAAAGAGAAAACAUUUCUUCAAAAAACAACACAUUGAUAAAUCAAAUACGACAAGCAAACGAUGAUGUUGCUGAAAUUGAAAAGCAAUUCGACAUGAAGGUGACUAUUCAAGAACAAAUAGCAAACGAUAAAAAACAUAUUGAAGAACUGACUAAUAGUAAGGAGAGCAUUAAAUUACAUAUCAAUGAUCUAUCCAAAAGUGUUGAAAUGUUAAACAAAGAGAAUUCAGAAAAGAUAUCUACUCUUGAUAAAGAUGCAAAGAGAAAAAAGGGGGAGUUCCAAUCCUUUAACGAACUGGUCUUACAGGUUAAUCAGCUACAUCAUCAAUUAAUGCAAUAUAACACUUCUGAUGAACAGCAUUUGCAAGAAUGUGAGAGAUCAAUAAAAGAAUUGGAGAAGGAAAUGAAUAUUCUGAAAAAUGGCCUAGAGGCUGACAAUCAUGUAUUAAAUGAACAAUCUCAGAAGUUAUAUGACUCUACAGGAGAAAAGCGAAACUUGCUGCAGAAUAUUGAAUUAAUUGAUCUCAAAGAACAAUUACUAUCAAUGAAUAAUGAAUUGAGCAGCUUGAACGCUCAAAACGCAGAAGCAGAAAGAGACAAGUAUCAACAAGAAUCUGCCCGCUUAAGGACCCAAUAUGAGAGAUUAAGUGCUCAGAAUGCUGGUAAAUUAGGUGAAAUAAGGCAAAUACAAAACCAGAUUGACUCUCUUACACAGCAAUUGAGAAGUGAUUAUAAAGAUAUUGAUGAUAAAUAUCAAAAAGAAUGGGUAGAACUCCAAACGAGAUCGUUUGCCAAUGAUGAUAUCGAUACCUAUUCCAAAGCAUUGGAUAGUGCUAUUAUGAAAUACCAUAGUUUGAAAAUGGAGGAUAUAAAUAGAAUUAUAGACGAGCUAUGGAAGCGAACCUAUACUGGGACGGAUAUAGAUACAAUAAAAAUUUGCUCAGAUGAAGUUGGCUCGACGACAAAAGGGAAAUCCUAUAAUUAUAGAGUCGUUAUGUAUAAACAAGAUGCCGAAUUGGAUAUGAGAGGAAGGUGUUCUGCAGGUCAAAAAGUUUUAGCGUCUAUUAUUAUCCGGUUGGCUUUAUCAGAGACUUUUGGUAUCAAUUGUGGAGUCAUAGCUCUAGAUGAACCCACAACAAAUCUUGACGAGGAAAAUAUUGAAAGUUUAGCAAAAUCAUUACACAAUAUCAUCGAAUUUAGAAAGCAUCAAAAGAACUUCCAGUUGAUUGUCAUUACCCAUGAUGAAAAGUUUUUGAACCAUAUGAAUGCUGCUAGCUUUACUGACCAUUUUUUCAGGGUAAAAAGAGACGACAGACUGAAGUCAUUAAUAGAGUGGGUUGAUAUCAAUAAAGUAACUGAAUAG
Nakaseomyces glabratus is the source of this 3918-nucleotide messenger RNA. It is a transcript of the gene RAD50, whose product is annotated as MRX complex DNA-binding subunit. NCBI's taxonomy places the organism in Eukaryota, Fungi, Ascomycota, Saccharomycetes, Saccharomycetales, Saccharomycetaceae. Gene Ontology annotation, biological process: telomere maintenance via recombination; double-strand break repair; telomere maintenance via telomerase. Gene Ontology annotation, cellular component: Mre11 complex; nucleus; condensed nuclear chromosome. Gene Ontology annotation, molecular function: double-stranded telomeric DNA binding; G-quadruplex DNA binding; single-stranded telomeric DNA binding. The record is from RefSeq and is a predicted model, not a curated record.